Messenger RNA from Arachis stenosperma, 1176 nucleotides. Its product is annotated as protein FAR-RED IMPAIRED RESPONSE 1-like. Lineage: Eukaryota; Viridiplantae; Streptophyta; Magnoliopsida; Fabales; Fabaceae. The coding region runs from base 1 to 1176 and encodes 391 amino acids. The transcript has 6 exons. The record is from RefSeq and is a predicted model, not a curated record. Gene Ontology annotation, biological process: regulation of DNA-templated transcription.
AUGGAUGAUUCAACCUCAGAUUAUCAGCUCAAUCAGGGCAAAGUAGAUUUUGAAUUUGAAUCAAAUAAAGUUCCUGAGCCCCUUUCUGUUGUUGAUGAGCAGCUUGUUCCCAAGGUUGGAAUGACUUUUAAAACCCUUGAAGAUGCUGCAAAAUUUUACAAGGACUAUGCCAAAGCUGCAAGUUUUUCUACAAGAGAUGUGAGGAAUUACAUCACGAGAGAAGUGCGGAAUGUUUUGGAACAAGAAGAUGUAAAGAAAUUUGAGAAAUAUUUAUUGAGAAUGAAAGAAAAGAAUCAGAAUUUCUUUUUCGAGCUCGAACUCGAGGACGAUCAAUCGAUUAAGCUUGCUUUUUGGGCCAAUGCAAGGAGCAGAGCUGCCUUUGAGUAUUUUGGAGAUGUUAUUUCAUUUGACACCACCUACAAUACAAACAGGUAUAAUUUGGUUUGUGGUUCUUUUAUCGGGGUGAAUCACCACGGUCAGUCAAUACUUCUUGGAUGCGCUUUGAUGAAAAAUGAAGCAAUUGAGUCGUUCAAAUGGUUAUUUCAAUGUUGGCUUCAUUGCAUGGGAGAAAAUGCUCCGAAAGGAUUUCUCACCGAUCAAUGUGCAUCAAUAAAAAGGGCUAUAGAGGCUUGUAUGCCAACAACAAUUCACCGUUGGUGUAUUUGGCACAUCACGAAGAAGAUCCCAAGCAAAUUAAAUAGGUACAAGGGACAUGCUGAAAUUGAACAAGAAUUGAGCCAAGUUGUUUGGAACUCUCAUAGUAAAGAUUCAUUUGAUAGGAAUUGGAAUUAUUUUCUACUAAAUUUUGGUCUUGUGGACAACAAGUGGCUCUCAGAAUCGGAGGAACUGACUGAAAUUCUGUACCGUGUGUACGAUAACGUCAUGGUUGAGAUGGAAUCAUUGAAAGCCAAAAGAAAGGGGACAUCUUCUUUAUCUCACGAAGAUGCCAACUUAGAAUCCGUUAACGAGCUUCAAAGCUCUCCAAUGAUUCGAACAAGAGGACAUCCAAAAAAUAGGCUAGGUUCAAAGUUAGACAAACAGAUUGCAAAUGCCUCAAAAAAGAAGAACACAAAAGCUUUAAACGAGUUAAACGUCUUUGAUGCUGCAUCAGUGGUGCGUCCAAAUUCCAAUCAGUUCAGGCAACCAACAGCAGGGGAUAACUUUUUGGGUGUAUAA